CUUUGAUCAGAUCCUCAUAACGAACGUAUCCUCUUCACUCUUCCAUCGCUCCUUCAGAUCUAACCAGCCAAGGAACCACUUUAUUUUGUUUGUCAUUUACUCAAUCUUGGAGAGAGAAACCCUCUCCAAUAUAAAAAAGUUUGAGAUUUCGAAGCUCAAAGCUACAGUCUUUACCGUUAUCCUGAAACACCCAAAAUGGUGGAAGCGCAAACAUGGACAACACGGAGGAUGAGCAACCCAAGAUUGGACCCCACAGCCACUUCCGACCACCAAGUUUUGGACAUCCCGGCAACCCCAACCGGCGAUGUUAGAAACAGCAUCUACACCGUCGGAUCACGUCUCUCUCCCAACCUCUUAACGGCCCUCAUCGUUGCGUCAUGGUUCAUGUCCAACAUUGGGGUCCUUUUACUCAACAAGUAUCUCCUCAGCUUCUAUGGCUACCGUUAUCCUAUAUUCCUCACCAUGCUUCACAUGAUCUCAUGCGCCUCAUACAGCUACGUAGCCAUAAACUUCCUCGAAAUAGUUCCCAGGCAACACAUCGUGUCGAGGAAGCAGUUGUUCAAGAUCUUCGCUUUGAGUGCCAUUUUCUGUUUCUCCGUGGUGUGUGGGAACACUUCUUUAAGGUACAUUCCGGUGUCGUUUAACCAAGCUAUUGGAGCGACAACCCCUUUUUUCACUGCGAUUUUCGCCUUCUUAAUCACUUGCAAGAAGGAAUCUGCCGAGGUUUAUUGUGCGCUUUUGCCUGUGGUUUUCGGGAUUGUGUUGGCUAGUAACAGCGAGCCAUUGUUCAACCUUUUUGGGUUCUUGGUUUGCGUUGGUUCCACUGCUGGUCGUGCUUUGAAGUCUGUGGUUCAAGGGAUAUUGUUGACCAGUGAAGCUGAGAAGCUGCAUUCCUUGAACUUGUUGUUGUACAUGGCGCCUAUGGCGGCCAUGAUUUUGUUACCAUUUACACUCUAUAUCGAAGGGAACAUUGCAAGCAUUACAAUUGAGAAAGCUAGGACUGAUGCUUUCAUUGUUUACUUGUUGGUUGGGAAUGCUACGGUGGCCUAUUUGGUGAAUCUGGCAAAUUUUUUGGUCACCAAGCAUACAAGUGCACUUACCCUGCAGGUUUUGGGCAACGGCAAAGCUGCGGUGGCGGCCUUCGUGUCGGUUAUGAUCUUCCGGAAUCCGGUCACCAUGAUGGGGAUGGCUGGAUUCGGUGUUACAAUUAUGGGUGUUGUGCUUUACAGUGAAGCAAAGAAAAGGUCAAAGGUCACAACACAUUGACAAUAAGUUGAAAAAAUUGCCAUGAACAUGGGUGGGGCUCUUUUUGUUCCUUUUUCUUUUGAAUUGUUCUUUAUAUUUGCUUGCUUUUAUUUGGAUUUUAUCAGAUUUCAUGCAAGGAAAGAAUCGAAUUUGGAGAAAAGGAAACAGUGAUUGGAUUGUGUAUAGGAACAAUGGAGGAAAAAAAGGGUUAGAUGCUCUCUUUUUUUUCUUUUGGUAUAGGGGUGGUUUAAGAGAACAAAAUUCUCUCACUUUUCCCCUGUUUGUAAUCUUAUAAUAUUCAUUUUAAUAUUGGGAGAAGAAGUUCUCCCCGUUCUUUA
Molecule: messenger RNA, 1583 nt
Organism: Hibiscus syriacus
Lineage: Eukaryota; Viridiplantae; Streptophyta; Magnoliopsida; Malvales; Malvaceae
Product: probable sugar phosphate/phosphate translocator At1g12500
Exons: 1
Coding region: 196-1266 (356 amino acids)
Cellular component (GO): Golgi apparatus
Molecular function (GO): antiporter activity
Source: RefSeq, a predicted model, not a curated record